Molecule: messenger RNA, 1536 nt
Organism: Theobroma cacao (cacao)
Lineage: Eukaryota; Viridiplantae; Streptophyta; Magnoliopsida; Malvales; Malvaceae
Product: protochlorophyllide reductase, chloroplastic
Molecular function (GO): protochlorophyllide reductase activity
Source: RefSeq, a predicted model, not a curated record
CAAUUAAAAAUCUGUUCUCCACAACUUCUUUACGGUACUAAGCUCAGCUUUACUUUGGUCAGCCCAUAGCAGAGUUUAUUUAAGGGUCUUAAAGAACCCAGUUCAAAGUGGUUGAGUAGCUCUAGUUUCAAAGUUGGUAAUGGCUCUACAGGCUGCUGCUUUGGUUCCAGCUGCUUUCUCUGUUCCCAAAGAGGGAAAGUCUAGUGCAUCUUUCAAGGAUUCAAGUCUGUUUGGAGUUUCACUCUCAGACCUUGUCAAAGCUGACUUCAGCUCCUCUGCAUUAAGAUGCAAGAGGGAAUUUAACCAAAGAACUGGAGCAGUGAGGGCCCAGACUACAGCUACUGCUACUCCAGCAAUCAGCAGAUCUGCAAUGGAUGGAAAGAAAACUCUAAGAAAGGGUAGUGUUAUCAUCACUGGUGCCUCCUCUGGAUUGGGUUUAGCCACGGCUAAGGCCCUGGCUGAAACUGGGAAAUGGCAUGUUAUCAUGGCCUGCAGGGACUUUCUCAAGGCUGAGAGAGCUGCAAAAUCUGCUGGCAUGUCUAAAGAAAACUACACAAUUAUGCACUUAGAUCUUGCCUCGCUUGACAGUGUCCGCCAAUUUGUGGACAGUUACAAGCGAUCAGGCAGGCCUCUUGAUGUUCUUGUUUGCAAUGCUGCUGUUUACCAGCCAACUGCUAAGGAACCCUCAUUCACUGCUGAAGGAUUUGAGCUUAGUGUGGGAACUAACCAUCUUGGUCACUUCCUUCUUUCCCGGUUAUUGCUUGAUGACCUGACGCAAUCUGAUUAUCCAUUGAAGCGUCUCAUUAUUGUUGGUUCUAUUACAGGAAACACGAAUACGUUGGCUGGAAAUGUACCUCCGAAGGCCAACCUUGGGGAUCUAAGGGGACUUGCAGGGGGACUAAAUGGGCUGAACAGCGCUACCAUGAUUGAUGGUGGAGAUUUUGAUGGUGCCAAGGCCUACAAGGACAGCAAAGUCUGCAAUAUGCUCACCAUGCAAGAAUUCCAUAGGCGCUUCCAUGAGGAAACUGGCAUCACAUUCGCUUCCCUUUAUCCAGGUUGCAUUGCUACCACAGGCUUGUUCAGGGAACACAUUCCCUUGUUCAGACUUCUCUUCCCUCCAUUCCAGAAGUACAUCACCAAGGGCUUUGUCUCUGAAGAGGAAGCUGGGAAAAGACUUGCUCAGGUUGUGAGCGAUCCUAGCUUGACAAAAUCUGGUGUUUACUGGAGCUGGAACAAGGAUUCGGCUUCAUUUGAGAACCAGUUGUCUCCUGAAGCGAGUGAUCAGGAGAAAGCACGCAAAAUAUGGGAGCAGAGUGAGAAACUUGUUGGCUUGGCCUAAUUUAGAGCCUUGAGGUGCUUGCCUCUAAAACUUUGCUUGCGGGAGAGCUUUGAUAUUGGCGAAAAUCCAGCCCAUGGAUGAGUUUAGAUUCUGGAUUUAGAUGGUGUGCUGUUGUAAACAUUCUUCUUUUGUAGGUGUAGGUGACUUUGUGAGUUACUGUUGACAAUAAAAUUACUCACCCCGGUUGCAAAGCUCAA